AUGCCAGAGUUCCGCCCGAAUUUAGAAGAGACGCUUAGGCUGAGAGAAGUCCAACGAGACGUUUUCACCAAUACGCAGAGGCUGUACGUGCCGCCAGGCGCUCGUGGUGUGUUUGGGGGAACGUUGGCGUCGCAGUCGCUGUGGGCUGCUAUGAAGACCGUUCCUGAUAAGUUUGUACCACAUUCGCUACACUCUUACUUCAUCAGCGGUGGUGAUGGGAAGAAGGACAUUAUGUACCACGUUGAGAGGUUGAGAGACGGUAAGAGCUUCAUAUCGCGGCAGGUGAAGGCUUAUCAAGACGAUACGCUGGUGUUUAUCGAGACGAUAUCGUUUGCGAGAGUUCGAGACCAGGAGGAGCAGCAGAGGAAGAAGGAGCUGAAACAUUCUGCGCCGAUGCCAAACGUUGAUUUCAACAAGUUUCUAGAUCCGUUGGAAUCGUUCAAGCGUGGUGUUGUGGAUCCAGGAGUGGCUAAGGAGUCCGUAUUGACAAAAGUUGGUGACUAUUUCAACAGGUUCACAAAGGGUCCGCUGGAGUAUAGAUUCCCGCCAGAUUUAUGGGUCACGCUGGAGGAGCAUCCGGAUUUUGAAAAGGCUCCUAAUGAGAUUGACGUUGAUUGGUUCAUCAGACUUCGUAAGCCAGUUGUGGACCCGUUGUUCAAUUACGUCGCAAUGGCAUAUUACUCUGAUUCGUUCCUGUUGUUAACCGUGGGCAAAUUCCACAAGAGGCCAAUGCACAGCACUAAAUUCAGUGUCAGUUUGGACCAUACGAUCUAUUUCCACAAACAACCAACCGUUAAUGACUGGAACAUGUACCAUAUUGAACAUCCACAGUCUGGGGACUCUAGAAAGUUGCUGUAUGCAGCUUUUUAUGAAAAGGACACCAAGGAGUUGGUUGCCAGUGUUGUCCAGGAGGGGCUCGUUGUGAUCGAUGAUGAACUUCUAAAGGCAAAGGCAAAGCUUUGA
Molecule: messenger RNA, 963 nt
Organism: Williopsis jadinii
Lineage: Eukaryota; Fungi; Ascomycota; Saccharomycetes; Phaffomycetales; Wickerhamomycetaceae
Gene: TES1
Product: palmitoyl-CoA hydrolase
Exons: 1
Coding region: 1-963 (320 amino acids)
Biological process (GO): acyl-CoA metabolic process; fatty acid catabolic process
Cellular component (GO): peroxisomal matrix
Molecular function (GO): fatty acyl-CoA hydrolase activity
Source: RefSeq, a predicted model, not a curated record